CCUGUGCAGGGUGGCGGCCGUGGCGGACGGUGCAAGGUCGGAGCGGGCGAUUGGAAGAAGGAGCAAGGACAUCCCCCCGUGAUCCCGUGACGUGACGGCGUCAACAUGAGCUGCGCGCAUUUCUCGGCUUGAAACGAUCAUCCUCCAUCUUCCAUCUUCCAUCUUCCACCUUACAUUCACCUGUUAUUCACUCCCUCCUCCCUCAAUCCACCUCCAUCCUUCAAUCUCCCGUCCAUCCACGUCCAUCAAUCGUUCUCCCUCGUCGUCCUCACCGAUCACCGAACCAUCAGAGCGCGAUCAUCCCUUCCCGCGGCUACUACAUCCCAUCCACACUUAGCAACCUGCACACCAACGCGUACACGCGACUUUACGCGUCAUGUCAAUUGUAAACAUCCGCAACAUCGAACUCAUCAACAACCCCGCAAAGUUUGAUGAAGACUAUCACUUCAAGAUCAAGUUUGAGGCCAUAGCCCCACUUGCGGAGGACCUCGAAUGGCGUCUCAUCUACGUCGGCUCGGCCAACACCGAGGACUUUGACCAGGAGCUCGACUCAUGUAUGGUCGGCCCCAUUCCUCAAGGCGUGAACGCGUUUGACUUCAUUGCCCCUGCGCCCAAGCACAGUCUCCUCCCCUCAGUCGACGCCGAGGACAUUCUCGGUGUCACCGUCAUCAUCAUCACCGCGUCGUAUCGUGACAAGGAAUUCGUGCGCGUCGGAUACUACGUCAACACGUACUACGAGGAUGAGGUGCUCAAAGAGAACCCGCCGAAGCAGGUUCUCUGGGACCAGCUGUACCGCAAUGUCCUGAUCGAGAAGCCCAAGGUCACACGAUUCCAGAAUCCAUGGGAUUCGGAGGUUGCGGGUGGGGCUGAUGGCUACGAGGACCAGCCAAUGUCGGGGGACGUGUACAACUCGGUGCUCCCGCCACCGGUGCAGGCUGCCCCAGCAGCGCCUAGAAACGACAUGGACGUCGACCAACCGGCCAUUCCAGCAUAGGCGAGCAGAGAGGAGAGGGAGGGCCACUGUGGCGGUGCAUGUCUCGCCCUGGCGCAUGCGUUACCCAUGUAUAGAGCUUGUGGAGUGGCAAAGUGGCGGCCGGGAGGAGUGGGGGCGCGAGGCCGCUUAGGAUGAGCGCGAGCGCAUAUGAAGAUGUCGUUUGGAGUUCAGUCGGGAGAGAAAGUCGAGAAUGCGCUUGACUCUCAGGCGCUAAUCCGGCUGUGGACUAGGUAGCAUAGGUGGUAAACAUGAGUCCACUGAAAUCAUCGAUAAAGCUACGGGGUGAUGGGUACGAC
Cutaneotrichosporon oleaginosum is the source of this 1290-nucleotide messenger RNA. The record is from RefSeq and is a predicted model, not a curated record. Lineage: Eukaryota; Fungi; Basidiomycota; Tremellomycetes; Trichosporonales; Trichosporonaceae.